AAGUAGCGGGUGCGUGCUUGCUCUCUAUUCUCCUCGCUGCUUUUGCUCCUUGGAUUUCAAUUCCAAACAUGGUUAUCCAUUUGGGGUCUCUCUCCGUUCCACUGCCAAGAGAUACACAUUCCACACUCAACACCAGCUCCCUCUGCUGCUCUCUCACGGUCGCUAUUCCAUUUGCUGCAGCGCAGGCGGGACAGGCAGUGCAAGGAGAUCUCUGUCCUGUCUGUGAGUUUUCCAGCUAAUGGCCUCGACUCUUUUUCUGACUGAGCUCUUUUGGCCUCACGUUUGCCAGAUUCUUUUCUCACUGUUGUGGAUCAGAAGGGGGCCAGCCGACGCUUUGUGAGCCACAAAGAGAAGAAGCAAACACUUUUGGAAUUUUUUGGGUGCAAAAACAUUCAGCAGCACUUUUUUAGCAUGUUACUUUGAAGCACUGCUGUGGGAGCAGACGGUGCACAAGAGGAAGAGGAGAAGGAACAGCUACCCAGCAGCUCUGGUUUCCAGCGUCUGCAGCACCCUUUGUGUAUGACAAUUCAUUCUGAGCGCAGGACGGCUGGGGAGGGUGGGGAGUGGGGCAGGAUGAGCGCAAACAGCCCCUCUUGGGACCAGGCUGUUCUCCGGCCUCCGGUGUGUGAUGCCUGGAAAGAGAUUAUGGAGGAAGCAGCCUACCAGCUGGCCAGCUGCAUUGUCCUCCUGGGUUACAUGGGGGGAAGUGGCAUCUUUGGGUCUCUCUAUAUCUUUGGCCUCCUGGCCCCAGGCUACUUCUGCUAUGCUCUGUGGGGCUGGCUGAGCGCUUGUGGGCUGGACAUCUUCAUCUGGAACAUGCUGCUGGUCCUCGCCUGCUUGCUUCAGCUGGCUCACCUGGCUUACCGGCUCCGCAGAAACACCAUCCCAGAAGAGUUUGACCUCCUCUACAAGACCAUGUACCUGCCCUUGCAGGUGCCCCUGGAAGUCUACAAAGAAAUCGUGAAGUGCUGUGAAGAGCAGGUCCAGUCACUAGUCAGAGACCAGAAUUAUGCAGUGGAGGGCAAGACGCCCAUUGACCGCCUCUCGUUGCUGCUGUCUGGCAGGAUCCGAGUGUGCCAGGAUGGACAAUUCCUUCACUAUGUCUUUCCAUACCAGUUCCUGGACUCUCCAGAAUGGGAGUCUCUGCGACCUUCUGAGGAAGGAACUUUCCAGGUCACGCUCACAGCCGAGACCGAUUGCAGCUACAUCACCUGGCCGAGGAAGAAGCUGUAUCUCCUCCUGAGGAAGGACCGCUACAUCGCCCGGCUCUUCUCCUCCCAUCUGGGCUAUGACAUCUCAGAGAAGCUCUACUCCCUCAAUGAGAAGCUCUUUGCCAAGUUUGGCCUUCGCUUCGACAUCCGCUUGCCCAGCCUCUACCACGUCCUUGGACCAGCCUCCUCUGAGGGGGAGUCGGAGGACUGUGAGGAGCUGCUGCCAGGCUCUGGCCAGGCCAGCGUCUCUGAGCCACCGCCGCAGCCGCCACCGCCGCCACCGCCGGCUCCGCGCCCCCGGGCAUCCCGGCCCGACAGUGAUGUGCUGGGUGAGGACUCCACCAGUCUUGUCUUGGAAGAUUUUGCUGAGUUGCCGGGGUCUUUUAUGGACUAUGUGAGCGAAGGGGAGUAUAUGAAGUGAGGGCACUCCUGGCACGGGCACACCUCACCCUGUGUGGGACCCUCACCCUCUGAAAACCAUCUCCAGAGUUCUCACCCUCUCUGCAAAGGACGAGCCCCUCUGGCUCCCACCCAGACCCCUGAACUCUAGGGAACAACAGGCUGUUUUGAUCCUGAAGCCCCUCCAAGGGAGCAGAUGCUCACACAGGUUUUUGACCAGAGACACUUUAGCAUGCAGAGACGUCUGCCAGCAGAUAUCUACACUCAGGAGCACAUGAAGCACAUGCUUAAGACUGCAGUGUGACACUCCAGCACCUCCCACCCCAUGGCUGUUCACCAGAGCUGCCUUCCCCAGUGUGCUUCCAUGGUCUGUUUUCUAGUCCUGCCUCUCUGAGGUUAUCAGCAGCUCUGUCACCAAAGUGCACCAAUAUCCUGCAAGCAAUACCAACCUGCUUGCAGAAUCUGUGUUCCCUUUGAUUCAAUGAUUCCCAUUAAAGUCAAGAUGAAACUA
Molecule: messenger RNA, 2121 nt
Organism: Taeniopygia guttata (zebra finch)
Lineage: Eukaryota; Metazoa; Chordata; Aves; Passeriformes; Estrildidae
Gene: POPDC2
Product: popeye domain cAMP effector 2
Biological process (GO): heart development; regulation of membrane potential; skeletal muscle tissue development
Cellular component (GO): sarcolemma
Molecular function (GO): cAMP binding
Source: RefSeq, a predicted model, not a curated record